Molecule: messenger RNA, 1188 nt
Organism: Parnassius mnemosyne (clouded apollo)
Lineage: Eukaryota; Metazoa; Arthropoda; Insecta; Lepidoptera; Papilionidae
Source: the annotation of a GenBank genome assembly
AUGGCUGAUUGUAUCAGAAGUGUGGCAAGGAAGGUGUUAGGAGAAACAAAAGGGAAGCGUAUGAUAGAUAAGGAUGGGUGGUGGUGGAGUGAAAGUAUUGGAGAAGUUUUGAGAGAAAAGAAAAAUGCCUUUAAAGAAUGGCAGAGCGUAGAAGACCAGAAUGAAUCCAUAAAAGAAAGUAAGAGAGGGGCGUAUAAAGAAUGUAAGAAGAGAGCGAAGAAGGAAGUUGCUAUUUGUAGGGCAGAGGCGCACGAUAAAUUAUAUCGGUCCCUUGAAAGCCCCGAAGGUCAAAAACGACUUUUUCAAAUUGCAAGAGCGAGAGAAAGGAAUGGAAGAGAUGUUUCACAUGAAGAACAAAUACCUGAGGAAUGGUGCAGUAGUAUACUGGUUCCCAUUUUUAAAAACAAAGGAGACGUUCAAAACUGCAGCAGUUACCGGGGAAUAAAGCUCAUGUCACAUACGAUGAAAGUCUGGGAAAGAGUAAUAGAGAGAAGAAUGAGAGAAGAGUGUGAGAUAACACAAAACCAGUUCGGAUUCAUGCCCGGUCGAGGUACGACAGAUGCCAUUUUCGCAUUACGCCAAUUGUGCGAAAAGUACAAGCGCGUGCAUAAAGAUCUGCACAUGGUUUUUGUCGACCUUGAAAAGGCGUACGAUCGGGUUCCCCGUGAGGUCGUGUGGUGGGCGUUAAAGAUGAAAGGUAUGCCUGGGAAGUAUGUGAGGUUGGUCCGUGCUAUGUACAGAGCAUCCCGUACAUGUGUACGAUCUGCCGCGGGAACUACGGGCAGUAUCGAUGUGGCGGUAGGGCUGCACCAAGGGUCGGCACUGAGCCCUUACCUCUUCCUACUGAUUAUGGACGCUUUGACGUCGGACCUGCAGGAUGAGGCACCCUGGUGCAUGCUCUUUGCCGAUGACAUCGUGCUUGUCGGGGAAGAAGGCAUCGAGGUACAGAGCAGACUGACGGGGUGGCAACGGAGGCUGGAAAGUGUUGGCCUGAAGAUCAGCAGAUCCAAAACCGAGUAUCUGUGCUGUGAUUUCGGCGGUCUUUCCAGUCCUGUACCCAUGUCGUUGGAUGGCGCUAUACUGCCUAUCUGCUCAGAUGUCAAGUACCUCGGUUCCCUCAUUCAAGGCGACGGCGGAAUAGAUAGAGCUGUGCAGCAUAGGAUUAACGCAGGGUGGAUGAAAUGGUGA